Molecule: messenger RNA, 210 nt
Organism: Haemonchus placei
Lineage: Eukaryota; Metazoa; Nematoda; Chromadorea; Rhabditida; Trichostrongylidae
Source: the annotation of a GenBank genome assembly
UUAUCCAGUUGGUGUUUUGAGCAAAUCGUUGCCUUCAAGGUUCCAGCAGCGAACAAGAUUGAACCGUUUCUUUGCAGAUGCUUUGCCCAUGCCGAGUUUAACUUCAACAAACGGACGAGGAAACUUGAAGCGGCGCUUUGUGCGUUCAUGUCCAAAGCUGACCAUCGGAGAAUGAUACAAAGGCCUUCUCGCGACUCUGAACAUGGAUGA